CCGCCGCCGUGUCCCCGCGCCUCCAAGAUGCCCGGGCAGCGGCGGGGAGGCUCCCGCGGCCCGCCGGUUCUCGACCACCUUCCCUGGUUUUUCGUGCUGAAUCAGGAUCGUGUUAACUAAAGAUGGAAACACUGGAGUCAGAAUUGACCUGCCCAAUCUGCCUGGAGUUAUUUGAGGACCCCCUCCUGCUGCCCUGUGCCCACAGCCUCUGCUUCAGCUGUGCCCACCGCAUCCUGGUGUCCAGCUGCUCCUCCAGCGAGUCCAUUGAGCCCAUCACCGCCUUCCAGUGCCCCACCUGCCGCUAUGUCAUCUCCCUCAACCACCGGGGCCUGGAGGGCCUCAAGAGAAAUGUGACCCUGCAGAACAUCAUCGACCGCUUCCAGAAGGCCUCCCUGAGCGGCCCCAACUCCCCCAGCGAGAGCCGCCGCGACAGGACCUACCGCAACAGCCCUACCAUGUCCGUGGCCAGCGAGAGGAUCGCCUGCCAGUUCUGCGAGCAGGAUCCGCCCCGCGACGCCGUCAAGACCUGCAUCACCUGCGAGGUGUCCUACUGCGACCGCUGCCUGCGGGCCACCCACCCCAACAAGAAGCCCUUCACCAGCCACCGGCUGGUGGAGCCGGUGCCCGACGCGCACUUCCGCGGACUCACGUGCCUGGAGCACGAGAACGAGAAGGUGAACAUGUACUGUGUCGCUGACGACCAGCUCAUCUGUGCCUUAUGUAAACUGGUGGGCCGCCACCGGGACCACCAAGUGGCAUCGCUCAGUGAUCGCUUCGAGAAGCUGAAGCAAACCCUGGAGACGAAUCUCACCAACCUGGUUAAACGCAACAGCGAACUGGAAAACCAGAUGGCCAAGCUGAUACAGAUCUGCCAGCAAGUGGAGGUGAACACAGCCAUGCACGAGGCCAAGCUGAUGGAGGAGUGUGAUGAGCUGAUGGAGAUCAUCCGCCAGCGCAAGCAGGUCAUCGCUGUCAAGAUCAAGGAGACAAAGGUGAUGAAGCUGCGGAAGCUGGCUCAGCAGGUUGCCAACUGCCGGCAGUGCCUUGAGCGCUCCACGGUCCUCAUCAACCAGGCCGAGCACAUCCUGAAGGAGAACGACCACGCACGGUUCCUGCAGACCGCCAGGAACGUGGCUGAGAGGGUCGCCAUGGCAACUGCAUCCUCACAAGUUCUGAUACCAGAUAUCAAUUUUAAUGAUGCCUUUGAAAACUUUGCUUUAGAUUUUUCCAGAGAGAAGAAGCUGCUGGAGGGGCUGGAUUAUCUAACGGCACCGAACCCGCCGUCGAUCCGCGAGGAGCUCUGCACGGCCUCGCACGACACCAUCACCGUGCACUGGAUCUCGGAGGACGAGUUCAGCGUCAGCUCCUACGAGCUCCAAUACACCAUCUUCACCGGCCAGGCCAACUUCAUCAGUCUCUACAACUCCAUGGACAGCUGGAUGAUCGUCCCGAACAUCAAGCAGAACCACUACACGGUGCACGGGCUGCAGAGUGGCACCCGCUACAUCUUCCUGGUGAAGGCCAUCAACCAGGCGGGCAGCCGGAACAGCGAGCCCGCCCGCCUCAAGACCAACAGUCAGCCAUUCAAGCUGGACCCCAAGAUGGCUCACAAGAAGCUGAAGAUCUCCAAUGAUGGGCUGCAGAUGGAGAAGGAUGAGAGCUCCUUGAAGAAGAGCCACACGCCGGAGAGGUUCAGUGGAACGGGCUGCUAUGGGGCAGCCGGCAACAUCUUCAUCGACAGCGGCUGCCACUACUGGGAGGUCGUGGUGGGAUCCUCCACCUGGUACGCCAUCGGCGUGGCUUACAAGUCGGCCCCCAAAAAUGAGUGGAUCGGGAAGAACUCCUCUUCCUGGGUUUUCUCCCGCUGCAACAACAACUUUGUGGUGAGGCACAACAACAAGGAGAUGCUGGUGGAGGUGCACCCGCAGAUGAAGCGGCUCGGCGUCCUCCUGGACUAUGACAACAACGCGCUCUCCUUCUACGACCCGGCCAACUCCCUCCACCUCCACACCUUCGAAGUCUCCUUCAUCCUGCCGGUGUGUCCCACCUUCACCAUCUGGAACAAAUCCCUGAUGAUCCUCUCGGGGCUGCCUGCCCCGGAUUUCAUUGAUUACCCCGAGCAGCAGGAGUGUAACUGCCGGCCCCAGGAGUCCCCGUACGUGUCAGGAAUGAAAGCCUGUCACUAGGCUGCCCAGGCCUGCCCGCGCCCCGUGGCAGCUCUGGCUGUGCUGGUGGGUGCUGGUGGUCGGAGCUGCCUGCUGGGAGCCCACUGGCAGCCGUGCCAGAGAGCCACAGUGCCACCCCAGCAAUCGAGCGCCAUCCACAACCAGCUCCGUCUUGUUUUAAGGGAAAAGUGGAAGAACCUCGAACCGCAGCUGGAAAUAAACUGCUGGUGGUGAGCUCCGGUGUGCGUGAGAGCAGCUGGAGCAGCACCUUGGCAGUGGCUCCCGUCCCUCCCCAAGUGGAUUGUCACCUGUCUUCCUUCGGGGGCUGGAAAGGCUGGGGUGAGGUGACCUGAGGUGCUGUGGUGGUCAGGGGACAGCUCAUGUGUCCCAUGAGGCACAGGUUGGGACAGAAGGGAUGGGUUCUGGAGCCCACUGGCAGCCGGUCUGGGGAACUGCAGCCACUGAGCAGCGCUUUCCAGGGAGAUCUUUCCCUGUGGCUGAGGCUCAGUAGCUUCCCUGGUGGGGUGAAUAAUGCAUGGAGCCCUUGGGCUUGGUGAGCGCUGGCGUGGUGGAUGAAUGGUGGUUAUGUGGUGGAUGCUGGUUAUGUGGUGGGUGAGGGUGAUUAUGUGGCAAAUGGUCUCUGAGAGCAGAGGCAGCACUGAGGAUGGUCCCACUGCUUGUCCAUGCUGCAGCUGGCACGUUCCUGAAGCAUUUUUAGGGUUUGCAGUCCCACAGUGGAGAGCCACAGAUCCCCACCUCACCACGUCUCCUCCUUUGGGAGCUCCCCAGUAGCCAGGGAGGCCUGCAUCCCCGAGGAGCUUCGGCCCCUGGCACGGAGGUUUGGCAGCUGCUCCUUCCCAAUGCGGGUGUGGACGGUGGUGCCCUGCUCUGUUAGUGCCCUGUCUGGUGUCCCAGCAGAAAAACACUCGUCUUCCUGCUCUGGGCCCACAGCAGAGUCCUGCCUGAAGAAUAUUUCUAUGUUUUAUGACCCAAAUCUCAAUUUAUGACCCCAGAUCGUGGCUCCUGGUUUGUUCUCCACCAUGCCAGGGGAUUGGACUGGGUGAAUUUUAAAGGUCCCUUCCAGCCCAAACUCUUCCCUGAUUCAGUGGUGAUGGGAGCACAGAGACAUCCUGUUUACUCUGUGGCAAUGGACUGGAGCUCCAGGGGCUCCAUGCUCUGGUUACUGG
This is a messenger RNA of Empidonax traillii (willow flycatcher), 3352 nucleotides long. Its product is annotated as probable E3 ubiquitin-protein ligase MID2. The record is from RefSeq and is a predicted model, not a curated record. Bases 123 to 2186 code for a protein of 687 amino acids. Lineage: Eukaryota; Metazoa; Chordata; Aves; Passeriformes; Tyrannidae. The transcript has 10 exons. Gene Ontology annotation, molecular function: zinc ion binding; protein binding.